This is a messenger RNA of Drosophila biarmipes, 3831 nucleotides long. RefSeq names its product tyrosine-protein kinase Drl. The transcript is spliced from 11 exons. Gene Ontology annotation, molecular function: protein kinase activity; ATP binding. The record is from RefSeq and is a predicted model, not a curated record. Gene Ontology annotation, biological process: protein phosphorylation; axonogenesis; cell surface receptor protein tyrosine kinase signaling pathway. Gene Ontology annotation, cellular component: signaling receptor complex. The coding region runs from base 1165 to 3147 and encodes 660 amino acids. NCBI's taxonomy places the organism in Eukaryota, Metazoa, Arthropoda, Insecta, Diptera, Drosophilidae.
UUUCGAAUCACACGGUCGUCGAGAACUUCCACAGCCGGAAAGUGUGGAAAAUCUUGGUGCGUGCGUGAGUUGGUUCCUCUCGAAGGAAAAAAGCGAAAUUCUCCGUCCAAACAGCUACAAAAAAGGAAAAAAAACCCCACGAUUUCCGAAGUUUCGUAGUCCCUGCGAGGCCCACAAGCCGCAAACCGAAUCAUUAAUAAAGAAAAGCCCUGCCGUCGACAAUAUUGUUUCGCGGUCCCUGCAUGUUGACACGGCUUAAAUGGGGCAUUAAGUGUUCCGUGGUCGGUGUUCGUUGUUCGGCGUCCGUUGUUCGAUGCCUGGUGCUCAGUGCUCAUACAUGCAAUUCCCGCUAAUCACAAGUGCAAAAGUCCCACACGAUUAUACAGCCCUGUGUGACCGACUGGGCGGCAGAAAAAAUUAAAUGGAUUAAGCUCCGGAUCCACAUCAGUCGAAAGUCCCGAGUCGACAGGCGUAAAGCUGAUUGCCCGGCGAUAUAAGAAACGAACUUUAACGAGGGAGAAAUCGGAGGAGGUUGGAUAAAUGGAGAAAGAAGCACCGAGUGACCAGCAGCAGAGAAGUGGACAAACUGACAGGCGAUAGCCGCAAAGCAACACAGGCAGAGAGGAAGGCAGCACCAGUUGACAGGAGCUCAGCCAAUAAAAGCCAACCAAACUCGGUCCGGGCCAAAUUCGGGCACUCGGAUGCAAAGAGGCGGCGGAGGAGGCCAACAGCAACCGCAGCAAAACAAAACUGGAAAAGUUGCUCCGAAAGGACUGCAAAGGGGGCAGAAGGGGAGCAGCCAGCGGAAGCCGAGGCUGAAAAGUUCCCAAAUUCGGUAGACAGACCUCUUUUUGGGUAUCCAUCCCAGUUGCCUCUUUCAACCGGAACAGUUAGCAGCAGUUGGAAUUUGAUUUUAACGCCGGGAUCUGUUCUGAGUCCUCUGUUUGUGGCACCAGCCACUGGAGGACUGACAACCGUCACCCAAUCAGGGGCAACUGGCAGACGAAUUAAAAUCCGCACCAGGAAACUUCCCCCCGGGAAACUCCACCGGCCCUCUUCCUCCAGAGCUACGCAUCAAUGGAGACACACUAAGAUUGGCUGUCAAAGGGAGGCUCCGGAACAGGGAAGGGGAGCUGUGGAAAUGCUCGCCACUUGCGGCGACACAUGCUCCGACAAUUUAUUGACUCCUCGCACCCACUAAACAGAACCCACUCCGCCAUGGGACUCCUCCCGAUCCUGCUCCUGUGCCUGGCGCUCUCCACCUCGGUCAGCGGCUAUCUGAACAUUUUCAUCAGCCACCACGAGGUGAUGAAACUGAUGGGACUCGAGGCGGACCUGUUCUAUGUGCACGAGGGAGCCAUCAACACAUAUGCGAUGCACUUCACCGUGCCGGUGCCCGCGGAUGUCCACGAGCUGGAGUUCUCCUGGCAGAGCCUCAUCGCCUACCCGCUGCCGUAUGCCAUUAGUAUCGAGUACAACACCGACCAGGAGGCACUGGGCACGCCCACGCUGAGUAUUCCGCACAAGGGCCUGGUGCCGCAGGAGAUCGAGUCCUUCCUGGUCUACCUGCCCUGCACCGGAAAUGCGAGCCUGCAGCUGCCCGUCAAUGUCAACAUGGUGGUGCGAGCUCCACCCCGCUUCAACGACACCCGGCUCCACUUCAAGCGCAAUAAGAUCUGCGCCAAAGGCAUCUCACCUGAGCCCAAUCAAUCGCCAGCCCCCGCCCACGCCCCCUCGCAAGGACCCGCCCUGCUGAGUGCCGCCGCCUGUGCCCUGGGUUUGGUGUUGGCCGUGGGCCUGGUGGCCAGCAUGAUGUAUGUGAGGGCGCGCAAACAGCUUCGCCAGGACUCGCUACACACCAGUUUCACCACCGCAGCUUAUGGCAGCCACCAGAACGUGUUCAUCCGCCUGGAUCCCCUGGGAAGGCCCCCCAGUGCCACGGGAUCCUAUGCCACCAUAGCCAGCCUCAACAAGUACCCUGCGGACAGCAAAAAGUCGUGCAGCAUAUUCGACCGUUUCAGGAGCUCACCCACCCCCACGCCCUACGCCACUGCCCUGCUGCCCAUGAACCUCGAACAGACCGCAGAGACGAUUUACUCGAAGCCCGAGUCGAUCUGUCCCUCGAGGAUUUCCUACUACGCCUCCUCGCAACUGACCCAGGCUUGCAGUUUGUCCACGCCGAAGAGCAUUCGAAGCAAUGGCAAUGGCCACUGCACCAGCGGAAGUGGCAGCCUGAGUCUCUUCGGGGGAAUGCCCACCGGCAGCACCAUCACGAUGGCCAGUCACGGGGACAAGGGCAACCAGCGGCUGCGACGCAUUCCCAGUGUGCAGCCCGGUGCCCUCAGCUACGAGGAGCUGGUCAAGGAGGGUACUUACGGCAGGAUCUACGCCGGCAAGCUGGGCGAGUCCUGCGAGGCGCUGGUGAAGACCGUCAUCGACGGGGCCUCGCUCACCCAGGUGGCCUGUCUGCUGCAGGACGCCUCGCUCCUGAUCGGCGUCAGCCACCAGCACAUCCUGGCCCCGCUGCUGGCCAACACGGAGCUGCCGGGGCCGCCGGAGAUCGCCUAUCCCUAUCCGUCCAAGGGCAAUCUUAAAAUGUACUUGCAAAAGUCGCGGGAAUCGAGCACGGCACUAAGUACCCGACAGCUGGUGGAGUUUGGACUGCACAUCACGAAGGGAUUGGCCUAUCUGCACUCCCUGGGAAUCGUCCACAAGGACAUUGCCACACGCAAUUGCUACCUUGACGAGGAGUCCUAUGUAAAGAUCUGCGAUAGCGCCCUGUCCCGCGAUCUCUUCCCAGACGACUACGACUGUCUGGGUGACAACGAGAACCGCCCCCUGAAGUGGCUAUCCCUGGAAUCGCUCCAGAAACGGGUGUACGCCACCCAGGGCGAUGUUUGGGCGCUGGGCGUGACCUACUGGGAGCUGGUCACGCUGGCCCAGAUGCCGCACGAGGAGGUGGACAUUUUCGAGCUUACCAAUUACUUGGCUGCCGGCUUCCGGCUGGAGCAGCCGGUCAACUGCCCAGAUGAAUUCUUCACCGUUAUGAACUGCUGCUGGCACAGCGAGGCCAAACAGCGACCUACGCCCUCACAGCUGCUCUCGUAUCUGCAGGACUUCCAUGCGGAUCUGGGCAUGUACAUCUAAGCGAGACGAAGGACUGACUUACGGAGCAGCGGUAUCCAAGUGGAGUCGAGCGGAGCGAAGCCCAACAUAUAAAUUAAUUGAAACUUUUGCAUUUUAAAUGUGAGAUUAAAUGUGAAUUUACCUGUUAGAGUUUGGCGAAAAACCAAUUAGAAUGAAAGCCAGCUAACUUCAGAUACGUAAGAAACACGCCCAUACACAAACAUAAGUACACUGGGGUGGACCUCUAUUUGUUGAAAACAACCUUAAAUAACAAAAGAAAAAGUAUUCGAUAAUAGAGACUGUUUUUCGCAGUCUCCCAGGGCAGAAAAUAAAGGACAUACAUAUAAGAAAUGGGUGUAAGGCAAGGUCACACUGCAGCCCAAAUGUAAGCAUCGAAUAUUCUAAGGUCACACCACGUAUGUGUGAUACAGUUGAACACCAUCCCAUUGCUCUUUAAACUUAACCCUGGCAACGCUGCGUAUGAGUGAUACUCAAGACCAACUCACUGCCCUCAAAAGCCGAAGGACAUCAAAAGUCACAUAGCAACUGAGGUUCACCCAGCAAUAGAGCAGCUAUCAAUUUUCAACACGCUGACACAAAAUUGGCCCCAGGCGGCACGUGGGUUAAACGUUAGAUAAAACUGACAUUUAAGUAGUUAGCAAUUGAAUAAUAAACACUCACAAGCACACAAACAGACACCAAACC